Capsicum annuum is the source of this 3108-nucleotide messenger RNA. Its product is annotated as prolycopene isomerase, chloroplastic. The transcript has 13 exons. Lineage: Eukaryota; Viridiplantae; Streptophyta; Magnoliopsida; Solanales; Solanaceae. Gene Ontology annotation, molecular function: carotenoid isomerase activity; oxidoreductase activity. Bases 1105 to 2931 code for a protein of 608 amino acids. The record is from RefSeq and is a predicted model, not a curated record. Gene Ontology annotation, biological process: carotenoid biosynthetic process.
AGAUUUUGCAGCUAUAGGAGUUUGGAAUGUUGGGGUGAUUAAAGCAGCUGACUUAUAGUUUAGGAUCAUUUAGGAUUUUAAUAAACUCCAAACCUUUUUGCUUAUUCACAAUCCAAUCCUGUUGGAGCAAUUUUUCCAAAUACUUCUCUCACUUUGCAAUAUCAAACAUCAAAUAAUUUUAUUUUUAAAAGAAAAUAAAAUCCAAUCCCCACUUAAUCCACCUAGAUAACUGACCAUUAACCAAAGAAGCACCAAAACAUUUUGGCCAGCAAAAAAAUACUACCAUACUGUCUCAUCUCCACUGGGAAUCACAUAAGUGGAAUCAUGCCAAUCCACUUCUCUCAUUUCAAACACUAUAAACAAGGAAACAACCCUUCACUUUGCUUAUACCCACCUCAUCAAAAUCCACCUUAAUACUUCUCUCACUUUGCUCACACACUUCAUUUAGCCAAACAGUUGGGUAGGUUUUGGCCUAAGAGUUGUCAAAAUUCCAUUUUUAUAGUUAUUGGUGCCUGUAAUCUUGAAUUUUCAACAUUUUAUUUUAAAUAAAUAAAUAAAUUCUGAGUGUGUUUGUAGUUACAGAAGUAAAGAAUUGGAUAGUUUGAUACCCACAAGGCAAAAGUUCAAGUCUUUGUGAGUCCUAAGAAUUGUCAUAAUUUCAUUUUUAUAGUUAUUGGUGCCUGUAAUCUUGAUUUUUCAACAAUUUAAAGAGAAAAGAUUCAAUCUUUUACAAUUCUGUGUGCUUUUGUAGUUGUAGAAGUAAAGAAUUGUCAAGAAUCCCUUUUUUUUUUGUAGUUUAUGGCGUCUGUAAUCUUCGAUUUUCAACAAAUUAGAGGAAAAAAAGGUUCACUCUUUUUUGAAUUUCUCAGUAUUUUGGCAGUUGCUGAAGUAGAGAGUUGUCAAGAUUCCAUUUUUGUAGUUUUAUGGUUUCUGUAAUCUUUGGUUUUCAAAAAUUCGAAGUAAAAAAGAUUCAAUUUUUGAAUUUCUCAGUACUUUGGAACUUGCAGAAGUAAAGAGAAUUGGAUAGCUUGAAACCCACAAGGCAAAAAUUCAAGUCUUGUUUGGUUAACUCUCUAGGAACCUCAAAUUUUGUGAAAUAUAAAAAUGGGUACCUUGAAUUUUGUGUUUCCCAAUUCACUUCUCGAUGGUACUUGCAAGAUUGUAGCUUUGGGUGAUAGCAAACUCAGAUGUAAUAAACAGAGAAGUUCUUGUUUUGACCCUUUGAGAAUUGGGAAUUGUAUAGAUCACCAGAAGCUUUACAAGGCUAAGGGAAGAAAAGGGGGUAGUGCGUCGAAGUUGAAAGCAGUUCUAGAUGUAGAUAAAAAGGUGGAGAGUUCUGGAAGUAGUGAUGUAGAAGGAAAUGAAAGUGGCAGCUAUGAUGCCAUUGUUAUAGGGUCAGGAAUAGGUGGAUUGGUGGCAGCGACGCAGCUGGCAGUUAAGGGAGCUAAGGUUUUAGUUUUGGAGAAGUAUGUUAUUCCUGGUGGAAGCUCCGGAUUUUACGAAAGGGAUGGUUAUAAGUUUGAUGUUGGUUCAUCAGUGAUGUUUGGGUUCAGUGAUAAGGGAAACCUCAAUUUGAUUACUCAAGCAUUGGCAGCAGUAGGAUGUAGACUAGAAGUUAUACCUGACCCGACAACUGUACAUUUCCACCUGCCAAAUGACCUUUCUGUCCGUAUACACCGAGAAUAUGACGACUUCAUUGAAGAGCUCGUGAGUAAAUUUCCACAUGAAAAAGAAGGGAUUAUCAAAUUCUAUAGCGAAUGCUGGAAGAUCUUUAAUUCUCUGAAUUCAUUGGAACUGAAGUCUUUGGAGGAGCCCAUCUACCUUUUUGGCCAGUUUUUUAAGAAGCCCCUUGAAUGCUUGACUCUUGCCUACUAUUUGCCCCAGAAUGCCGGUGACAUUGCUCGGAAGUAUAUAAGAGAUCCAGGGUUGCUGUCCUUUAUAGAUGCAGAGUGCUUUAUUGUGAGUACAGUUAAUGCAUUACAAACACCAAUGAUCAAUGCAAGCAUGGUUCUAUGUGACAGACAUUUUGGUGGAAUCAACUAUCCUGUUGGUGGAGUUGGCGAGAUUGCCAAAUCCUUAGCGAAAGGCUUGGGUGAUCACGGAAGUCAGAUAAUUUAUAGGGCAAACGUCACAAGUAUCAUUUUGGACAAUGGCAAAGCUGUGGGAGUGAAGCUUUCUGAUGGAAGGAAGUUUUAUGCUAAAACCGUAGUAUCGAAUGCCACCAGAUGGGAUACUUUUGGAAAGCUUUUAAAAGCUGAGAAUCUUCCAAAAGAAGAAGAAAAUUUCCAGAAAGCUUAUGUAAAAGCACCUUCUUUUCUUUCUAUUCAUUUGGGGGUUAAAGCAGAUGUUUUACCACCAGACACUGAUUGCCACCAUUUUGUCCUUGAGGAUAACUGGACAAAUUUGGAGAAACCAUAUGGAAGUAUAUUCUUGAGCAUUCCAACAGUUCUUGAUUCAUCAUUGGCCCCCGAAGGGCACCAUAUUCUUCACAUUUUUACAACGUCGAGCAUAGAAGAUUAUGAGGGACUCUCUCGGAAAGACUAUGACGCGAAGAAAGAUCUUGUUGCUGAAAAGAUUAUAAGCAGACUUGAAAAAACACUCUUCCCAGGGCUUAAGUCAUCUAUUCUCUUUAAGGAGGUGGGAACACCAAAGACCCACAGACGAUACCUUGCUCGUGAUAGUGGUACCUAUGGACCAAUGCCACGGGGAACACCAAAGGGACUACUUGGAAUGCCUUUCAAUACCACUGCUAUAGAUGGUCUAUAUUGUGUUGGUGAUAGUUGCUUUCCGGGACAAGGAGUUAUAGCUGUAGCCUUUUCAGGAGUAAUGUGCGCUCAUCGUGUUGCGGCUGACUUAGGGUUUGAGGAAAAAUCUGAUGUGUUGGACAGUGCUCUUCUAAGGCUACUUGGUUGGUUAAGGACACUAGCAUGAUAUCUAGUUGUUAAGCUACAAAGUAACAUUUGACCCCCAAAAAAUGGUCAUUAUAUGUCUUUUCUUUUAAACGUAAACAACAAUGUUGAAGCUAAGGAAAUUCAACAUCUACUAUGUAUACAUAAACGAAAUUUGACCUUAUCUAUACCGUGUAAUUUUCCGUCCCUUUGUUAACAA